GUUCCGUCUGUCUUUGGCGCUGCGACACUUCGCGCGGCGCGCUUAGUUUCGCGCGAGCUCGCGGUGGUGGAGGGUUACGCUUCUCAACGGCCGAAGUGAACAUUGCGAAUCCGCGUCGAAGGCGGAGAGUGCAACACGCGGAUUCUACAUCGACCAUCGGCUCAUGAUCACUCAGGCGAAGAACUUGACGAAGGACCUCACCGGCAUGUCCACCUACGAGAGGUCGAGCGAGGCGCAACACUUGACGACGAUGACGAGGAUCGUGGGGGUGUGCACCGCUAUUGUUGUGUGCGGCGUCGGCGUGGAUGUGGCGUACCAUCGACACGUCAUGGGGCUUUACGUUACGGCGGCGUCGGGUGUCAUCUUCUUCCUCGAGGUCACCUGGGCCAUCACGUUGUUCGUGCAGCUGUGCGUCAGGAACGAGGAUUCCCUUUGCUCGCACUGCUGGCUGGGUGUCUUAGCGACGACGCGGGGUUGGCGGCGGGCGUUAUUCUACUUGCCGUUGUCCUGCAUCCUGGCGUGGCGACCCAACCGGCUCUGGCUGUCCUACGUCGCGGCUGGCCUGUUGGCGGUGCUGUCCUUGUUGCAUAUUGCAUCGAGCGCGCUCGGACGCCGAGGUCCUUGCCAAUCGAGCACCGGCACCGACUCGGUCGGCGAGAGCCUCUUGAACUCCAGGCAGGAGAAUUACGACCGCUUUGAGGAGGUUCUGGUGACGGAGGUCCUCGACGACGGAGUGUCAGCACCAGGACGCUGUCCCGGGGACAGCGACGGCGAGAUAUGACACGAGCGACGGCCCUCCUGGGCCAGCGAGUCCGACGAGGACAGCGAGCCGGAACAAAGGACCUGUCAGAUCGCCACGCUGUCUUAGUCACCGGCGACGGAAGCGGAGGAAAAUCCCUCCCCCGAUUCAAUCUCGUCCUGCGAGGAGGAGGUGUCGAUAGCGCGUCGAUGAUUCCGCUCGAGGCGAGGAUGAGGAACGUACGAGGGCGAGAUGACGCCUCUCAGAAGUGCGGGCGGAUUAAAGGAACGGGAAUUCAUCGUGCGAGAGAUCCGCAGGGCUAAAGGGAUAGAGAGAGACGGAGAGAGAGAGAGAAACGAUGAUCAGAGAGGGACUGCAAAACGACGAUGUGAGGAUAAGACGAUAAUUGGGACUUCUGUUUCUUCGCCGCAGUCUUCUUAAUUAAAGACGUCGGAGGCGAGUGUAAAACGUAAAACGUGGUCUACGGUAGGAGUACGUUUAUGUGAAAGAAUAGUAAAAAAUUGACCAAUCAUAUCCGAUCAUUCUCCUUACAUUCGAAUAUGAUUGGUCGAUUUCUUAUUCUUAUUUAUUAUGAUACAUACUCCUACUGCCCAGUGUAGACUGCGUUUAACGUGCCUAAAAGUCUUGAGGAAUACGUUGAAGUUAAAGAAUAUGUGCUCAUAAGAUGGUACAUAUGUACUUAUGUUACAUAUAUUUAAACAAUUGCUAAAUAACUUGAAAUGAACGCGACAGAAUCAUGAUAAGAGACAGGCCAAAUGGGAAGAUUACACGUCGUAUGAUGUCAUCGAUUUCACUGUUAUUUCUUGAUGGUUAGAACGAGAGGAAAGUUUUCCAAGUAUUUUACAAAUACGCUCGCUCGAUCGCAAGUGCCAUUUUACAGGCCGUACUCUUUUGCUUCGACGUAUCCCGCAAGAAUUUUGGACGCGCAAUUUUCUCGCCUCUAACGUUGUCAAGGAGGAAACGACCGCGGCGAGGGACCGUGAGGGCCUUAACGCGCGAAGAAAGAGCGGCUGUACGCGCAAAUAUUUUUCUUAGAUAGAGAUACGUCUGUCGGUUGAACCGACGACUCUUUUAUGUCAUCAAUGUAUUUCGGAAUCAUACACAGGUACAAAUGUAUAAUAAUAAUACUUGUAUAACAGCAUGACGUACAAAAAACAUUUUCGUUCUCGUAUGUCGGUAAAUGAUUGUAACACUCACCGUAAGAAAAACAUUGCCAAUAAACGAUUUCGAACGGG
This is a messenger RNA of Dinoponera quadriceps, 1995 nucleotides long. RefSeq lists its product as uncharacterized. Bases 164 to 781 code for a protein of 205 amino acids. The transcript is spliced from 7 exons. The record is from RefSeq and is a predicted model, not a curated record. NCBI's taxonomy places the organism in Eukaryota, Metazoa, Arthropoda, Insecta, Hymenoptera, Formicidae.